AUGCAGAAAACGAAGCCAAACUGCGGCAAAGUGUCCAUUUCUUUUGGCGCAGUGAGGCAGCAUUUAGAAAAUAUUCGUUCUAGACCUAACUGCAACACAUCCACAAUUCGGGCACAUACAAUGCACGAAAUGGAAAGCGAACUCAUGAGUGUCCACAUGUCAGAUGUGCUUUUCACACGAACAGUUGCAAAGAAUAUAGAAAACACUGAAAAACGCACGGCAAACGAUUUAUUUACGAAUGUAAAGAACCCAAUUGUAGAAAACAGUACAAUCAUAGCACAUCAUUUUACUCUCACAAGGAAAAACAUCAACCUAAACCUCAAUGCGAAAAUUGCACAAAUCCUUCAGCCGCAAGUACAACUUGAAAAGACACAUGAAACGAUAUGCUUUAUAACUUCUCGUUAG
Messenger RNA from Loa loa (African eye worm), 405 nucleotides. Its product is annotated as zinc finger protein. Bases 1 to 405 code for a protein of 134 amino acids. The record is from RefSeq and is a predicted model, not a curated record. NCBI's taxonomy places the organism in Eukaryota, Metazoa, Nematoda, Chromadorea, Rhabditida, Onchocercidae. The transcript is spliced from 2 exons.